AUGUUGGAGAAGGAAAAUGCCACCCUCAAAGGCGACGUGGUCGGAGGCCCUCCGCAGUCCGACACAACCAACGAGCCAGCCGAGUUUCGCGAGGAGAUCGAUUCGCUGGCCAAACAUAUCAAGUGGUUGGUGGUUGGAGUCUAUCAAAGGGCCAAGCUUCACGAGAACAAGCCCCUGGGGGCGAAGCUCAGCGUUCUGUCGAGGAGAGUGGAGCAGGCUCGUAAGCAAAAGGAGAAGCCCAUUGCAGAUCGCGCUGUGGCCCAAGCAGCUCUUGAUUCAGCACAGAAGGCACUGGCAGACGCUGAUGCCCUCAUCGCCGAGAAUAUACAGGCAUAUGAGAAGCUGGAGAUCGAGCUGUCAGGCCUCAUUCAGAGGGACACGGACACGGUCGAGAUGGUCGUCGAUGAGGUCAAGCUCGAGGACGUUCUCUCAAGUAUGGAAGGGCAGGAGGUGGAGUCGGGUUACUUGCUGAGCCAGCGAGAGUUCCACGGCGUGAACCAGGUGGCAGACCAAGGGGGCAAGAGAUUCAAGUCAAAGUACCGCAAGAAGUUCGUCAUCAAAUAUGGAGGGUUAGAUGUUCCUGAUUACUCGGAGCUCAGGCUUUCAGAGUUCAAAGGCGAAGACGACCCAAUCGACAAGUCAUGGGUAAACACUACGGUAGGCAGUUGUGGAGGCAAGUCGCACGGCGGCUUUGUGCAGCAGCUCAAGUGGGAUGCGGAUCAGCAUCCGUCAAGUUCCAUACCUGUACCUACCACACUGGCCUUGGUCACGUACAACAGCAAUGCCUGGAGUACGAUGCACGGUUUUUUGGAAUGGAUGGUGCUGGACAGAGCAGACCAGCCCGACUUCGUUUUUGGCCAGGAGCACAGGCUGCGCAGCG
This is a messenger RNA of Prorocentrum cordatum, 880 nucleotides long. The record is from the annotation of a GenBank genome assembly. NCBI's taxonomy places the organism in Eukaryota, Dinophyceae, Prorocentrales, Prorocentraceae.